Saccostrea cuccullata (small rock oyster) is the source of this 861-nucleotide messenger RNA. Its product is annotated as single-pass membrane and coiled-coil domain-containing protein 3-like. The record is from RefSeq and is a predicted model, not a curated record. The transcript has 3 exons. NCBI's taxonomy places the organism in Eukaryota, Metazoa, Mollusca, Bivalvia, Ostreida, Ostreidae. The coding region runs from base 13 to 861 and encodes 282 amino acids.
AAAAGAAGAAACAUGGCAUUUGUUGACGUCCUAUAUCCCGGGAAUCAAACUAAACGAACAAAUUGUGUUAAAAUUGCAUCAACGAUAUGUUUUGCAAUAGAAAGUGUUUUUGAUACAACGAAUGAUCUCAUCAAAAUAAUGGAUAAGCGUUUGAGAAUUCAUUGUCAACCAGUAUUUUUCAACACAGAAAAGACAGUUAAAGAAAAUGUAACUGAUUUGCAAAAGAAAUUUGAAGAAAUACAAACCAAACUAGAUGAAGCAUUACAGGAGCAUAAGAAGAUGGUUAAUCCUAAGCUCUAUGCAAUGCUUGCAAAUGAUAAGAUGGAGUUAAGCAAAAUAUAUGAAUAUUUACAAACGGCUGGGAAAGUAGUUCAUAUUCUGGCAGAUGCAGUAAUACUUGUCAGAGCAGUGGUCAACACGUGCAAAAUUAUUUUGUUUGAUUUUUUUCUCAGUCUAGGUACACUAUGGUUUGGAACAAUUGCUCUGGGUCUCCUUGUGUUAGGUGGAGAUUUAAUUUACAGUGCAAUAAUCGGGGCAAGAGAACAAAGGUAUUUGGAAACUACAGAGGCAGAACUUAAAUCGAUUGCUGAUAAUGUUGUUCCAGCCAGCAGAGAUUAUAUGAAAGAAAUAGUUCGCAUUGGAAUAGAAAUUGAAAAUAUUAAAGUCCAUUAUCUUAACACUGAAUUAAUGAAGGAUACUUCCGUUAAUUACCGACCAUGGCAGGUAAUACGCAGCGGAUAUGACUGGGCAGCAGGGAAUGCUCACACCCUCAUGGCAUCUGAUCCCACCUCUAGUGUUUCAAAGAAGGAGGUCCAAAAAUGGGAGUUGUCUGUCACUCAUCUCCAUAGUGAACUGAAUUGA